Psilocybe cubensis is the source of this 705-nucleotide messenger RNA. RefSeq lists its product as uncharacterized. NCBI's taxonomy places the organism in Eukaryota, Fungi, Basidiomycota, Agaricomycetes, Agaricales, Agrocybaceae. The transcript is spliced from 3 exons. The coding region runs from base 1 to 705 and encodes 234 amino acids. The record is from RefSeq and is a predicted model, not a curated record.
AUGUCAGUAACAACCCCCACCCACCGCCGUACCCUUUCACAAGACUCUACAAGAUCGCACAAGUCUUACAGAUUGACGCGUUCGCCUUCACCGCCCACCCAAACAUUUCAUCCGAGCCAUAUUCUGCAUCCCGUGCCAACUCCGGCUUUGGUCGAGUCAGUCGCUGGAGGAGCGCAUUAUGCGGGUGCUAGGGUGGACUCGGACGUGGUACUGAAGCAUAGAAGAAGCAGUGGCUCGCGCCCGCAUACGGUGUUGAAGCACGACCACGAGCAGAUUCUGAAGGAUCUAACGGAGCUGUAUUCUUGUCGACCAACCCUUGAUAUCUUUGAGAGAUCCUGGAGUAAAGAUGCUGAAUUUGAGGAUCCUUUCUGUAAAUGUAAAGGCUUUGAUGAAUAUGCCGCACAGCCUAAAUUAUUCUCGAAAUCUGAGCAAAUAUCGCAACGCAUCAUGUCUUCAACUGACAAUCCCAACCAAUUCAUCUACCACCAAACACAACAGUAUACGACGCGUCUUUUCAAAAAGAAGAAGGUGGUCGAGUCGAUCAUUAGCGUUGAAAUGGAUGACAAUGAGAAGAUCAUCCGGCUGGUUGACCGCUGGGAUGGUAAGGAUUUGCCAUCUCGCUACGGGGCUACCUUCCUUCGCGUCAUGAAUGGCAAGGUGGCACCCUGGAUUUUCAAAGUUCCCAAAGUCAAGAAGACCGAGUAA